GACCAAAGGAAACUGUCCUCUUCAACUGCUCCUGCUACGUCGCAGCCGGCGAAACCUUACCGUCAGAUUUUCUUCGGCCGUUGAAGAAUUAGAAUCAGAUUUUCCCCAACUCGCAAACGCUAAAUAUCAGAGGUGCUGCAGCGUUGUUCUAGUGACUGUUGAUCGAAUUACUACCCGGACCUCUAAUGUCGUUGGCAGAACAGAGUGAAGCCGAGGGCAGCUGCGUCAAGGUUGCUCCAACGCCACUUGAACCCAAUUGUAUUCAUGUUGCCGAAUCAUCAUUCUCCCGUUGAGGUUUUUCUAUUUGCACAUCUAAGUAGGUAUCAUCGUGUCCUUCCUCUUAGCACGAUUGAUUUCCUUUACAAAGCUCCUCUAUAUUGUAUAUAUAUUUAUAUUACAUAAGAUGUUAAUUUUGUUGUUUCCAUUAUUGAAAAGCGGGAGAUUCCUUUACCUUUGUAUUUUUUUCAUUAUAUAGAUAUGAAUAUAGACAUAUGUUUUUC
Molecule: messenger RNA, 500 nt
Organism: Rubroshorea leprosula
Lineage: Eukaryota; Viridiplantae; Streptophyta; Magnoliopsida; Malvales; Dipterocarpaceae
Source: the annotation of a GenBank genome assembly